AUGGCAAACGAACGAUGGCCCACCGCAAAGUGUCGUGUGCUGGUGGUCGUGUCGAUAACGCUCACCCUGCUGGUAACGCUUGUCGUGACACUGUCAUCGAGCGGCACAGUGGCACAUCGCGACCCAGCUCACGAUGAUUCACCGCCCGAGUGUAUGGUGGCCUUCGAUCGUGGUCUUGCCGUUGGUACGCGGCGUCAAACGUACGGCGGCAAGACGUACUGUGCCUACGAGGGCAUACCGUACGCACAGCCUCCGGUCGGUAAACUACGAUUUGAGGAUCCACAGCCGUACCACUUCGAGGGGGCUCGGCUGUUUCGGAACGUCUCGAGCGCGUGCCCCCAAGCGUAUGAAGCACCCGCGCAUUUGGAUAAGCUGGAAACGAGUGAGGAUUGUUUGUACUUGAACGUUUACACUGGAAACGAUGCGGCGGCUGGUUCUCUGUGGCCGGUGCUGCUAUGGAUUCAUGGUGGAUCGUUCGUGGUGGGAUCAUCCGAGACGGACAUCUUCGGUCCGGAGUUCCUGGUGGAGAAGGGCAUCAUCGUGGUAACAUUCAACUAUCGCUUGGCUGCGCUCGGCUUCCUUUCACUUCCGGACCUCGGCAUAAAUGCGAAUCUCGGCCUGCUGGAUCAGCUCGAGGCGCUGCGUUGGACCGCUCGCAAUGCCAUCCAUUUCGGGGGCGAUGCGGCACGGGUCACCCUGUGCGGUUGGAGUGCUGGUGCCGCUUCGGUGACGUACCAUCUCUAUUCACCGGCCGCCAAGGGCCUGUUCCACAAUGCGAUCAUCAUGAGCGGCAGCAUGACGCAAUCCUGGGCGUACGCUUUCGAUUCGUACCGGUGUGGGCGCGAGUACCUGCGGACACAUGACGCCACCAGCCGCGAACAGCUACAGUCCCGUCCGCUCGCCCAGCUAAUGGCCACGGAGCGACGAUUUCACAUAAAUUUCUUCUCCCUGUUCUACUACUGCUUCCUGCCGACCGAUGACAGUUAUCGGCCGGAGCCGGACUUACGGAUCGUUGGACGGGAUCCGUUCGCUCGGGUACGCACCGGACCACCGGAAAGCGAUGUCCCGCUGCUGGUCGGUUACACGACGCUCGAGCACGGUAAUCUUUUUCUCGAGCGUGACUUCUCGCACACCUCGCCCAACUUCCCGAACGACAAUGUCACCGUUCACGCGCUGCUGGAAGAUUACCUCGACCGGCGGGCACAGUCCAACAGGUCAACGUCGAGGCGUCGCUUCUACCAGGAGCUAGCAUCGGUGGCGGACAUUAUCUACGGCAUACAGUACUUCACCCGGCACGCAGCGGCCCAUCAACAGGCGCCACUGUAUCGGUAUCUGUUCGCGUACGAUGGGGCAUUCGGGUACGCGAAACACUGGUACUACCGGAACGAGAUAGUGCGCCCGGAUUUGCCCGGACCGAUGCACGGUGACGAGCUGGGUUAUCUGUUCACACCUUACAUCUACCGCGGGCGCCGUUUGCAGGAUAUCGACGGGAAAGCGUAUCGAACGGAACGCCGUGUUCAGCGCCGGAUGCUACGCCUGUGGUGCAACUUUAUCAAAUAUGGAAAUCCGACCCCAGCAUCCCCGAAGGCAGACAACGGCACGAAUGGGCGGCGGGCGGUUCGAUGGUAUCCUUACAAUGAUCCGAUUCCGGAACGGGCACACCACUAUCUGCGGAUCGAUCGGCGGAUUCAGCUGCUGCCGGAAACGGAUGGCGAAAACCCGUUCCAUCAGAUUUGGGAGCGCGUGUUCCGGUGUCUGUACGAGUUCGAUUGUGAAUUCUUAAGUACCGACAAACAGCCGGAGGAUGUUUGA
Anopheles marshallii is the source of this 1812-nucleotide messenger RNA. RefSeq names its product esterase B1-like. The record is from RefSeq and is a predicted model, not a curated record. Lineage: Eukaryota; Metazoa; Arthropoda; Insecta; Diptera; Culicidae. The transcript has 4 exons. The coding region runs from base 1 to 1812 and encodes 603 amino acids.